Diplodia corticola is the source of this 1503-nucleotide messenger RNA. RefSeq names its product mitochondrial ribosomal protein. The coding region runs from base 1 to 1503 and encodes 500 amino acids. Gene Ontology annotation, cellular component: mitochondrial small ribosomal subunit. Lineage: Eukaryota; Fungi; Ascomycota; Dothideomycetes; Botryosphaeriales; Botryosphaeriaceae. Gene Ontology annotation, molecular function: structural constituent of ribosome. The record is from RefSeq and is a predicted model, not a curated record. The transcript is spliced from 2 exons.
AUGCCCCCAAGACAUUGCCUGGGCCAAUUGCCCCUGCGGCCCGCCGCUCUCCCCUCACCAUGUCUCGCCCGACCCCGGUUCCUGCCCAGCGCGACGCCGAUCGUGUCUUUCUCGACGUCCGCCGCGAAGCUCAAGAAUCCAAACCAGAAGAAGGGCAACUCCUCGGCCGGCCCGCCAAAGAAGGGUGUCAAGGGGCUGCGGAUCAAGAAGAGCUCUUCGUCCAGGGAUACGGGCAAGCGGCCAGCUCCCGGCGAGCGGAAGGCACUGCGCAAGCGCAUCGUCCUGAGCAACACCAACGCGCUUGAGGUUCGUGGCCUCCCGGAUCUCCAGGCCGAAGAUGUGGGAGACGCUGCCAUCCAAGGAAAGGUUGUCGGCAUACCAAUGGACCCUGUGGUCGACCAGCUGCGCGCUGUGGACGCCUUCAAGCCCAACCAAAGUUGGGGUCUCUUCAGACGGCCUGCCAUGCUCGCAAGGCGAGAGACUGUCGAGCUGGGCAGGUUGAUCAGCGCCGUCGAGGCUGCGUCUGGCAACAAAACCGCUGGCCCGCCUCUUGAUGCCACUACGGCCGACUCGCCGCCCACUUCGGCCGUCAGAAAGAUCGUCUAUGGCGACAGGGCUAGCGGCAAGACCACCCUGCUGCUGCAGGCCAUGAGCAUGGCUUUCCUCAAGGGCUGGGUCGUCAUCAACUUCCCCGAUGCAAUGGAAUUGACCAUCGGCCAUACUGCCUAUGCUGCUCUCGACGGAGAGACCCCCCCGCAAUACACCCAGAAGAAUUACACUGCUUCUCUGCUCGCCCAGGUUGCCAAGGCCAACGAAAAGGUCUUGGGGAGCCUCAAGCUCGCGCACGAACACACGCUCCCGGUAGCGCUCAAGGGAGACAGGCUCCUGGAUCUGGCGCAAUUGGGUGCCCGGGACGCGGACGUCGCUUGGCCCGUCCUCCGGGCGUUUUGGAAGGAGCUCACGACGCUCAGCAACAAGGAAAAGGCCGCCGAAGGACUGACCCGUCCGCCCGUCAUGGUGUGCAUGGACAACCUUUCGUUCAUCAUGAACAACAGCGAAUACAUCGACCGUGAGGCCAAGCCGAUACACGCACACGACCUCGUCCUCGUCCGCCAUUUCGUCAACCUGCUCAACGGUACGGCAAAGCUCCCGAACGGUGGGAUCGUGCUCGCCGCUACGUCGGGCAGCAACUCGCCCAAGUCCAACGCCCUGGAUUUCGCCAUCGAGAGGAUCGAAGCGAAACAAAAUGGAGCCACCGGUCUGCCUUUGUGGAACCCGUACAAAAAGAUCGAUGAGCGUAGUCUCAAGGCCUUGUCCAACGUGGAGAUCCUGAAGGUGAAGGGUUUGACGCGGGAAGAGGCGAGAGCGAUCAUUGAGUACUACGCUCAGAGUGGCAUGAUGAGACGGACGGUGGACGAGAACUUGGUGAGCGAGAAGUGGACCGUGUCGGGUGGCGGCAUCAUCGGCGAGCUUGAGAGGGCGACGGUCAAGUACAGAAUAUAA